AUGACCGCUGAAUCAUCUCAAUCAAAUAAGAUACAUCCUUUAGAAAUUGCUCAAACAACCAAGAUCAAGCAUCGAAAUGCUGAUGGAAUGCAUUGGUUUGUCGCAGCCAUCUUCAUUGUCGGCGAUAUGUUAGGAGCUGGAAUGAUCGCUUUACCUGUGGCUUUAGGCCAUACUGGCUUGUACAUGGGUAUCUCACUGAUUCUGUUAGCUUCCCUCUUCUCCGGAGUUACUGGUCUUCAACUUGGUUACUCAUGGGCUAUGAUGCAGGUUCGAUGGCCUCAAUACCAAGAACAUUGCCGCAGGCCAUAUCCAGAGAUCGCUUAUCGAGCCUUAGGAAGAUCAGCUAGAACAUUUGUAUCUAUAAUUGUGUGUGUCACACAGUUCGGGUUGAUCACUGUACUGACUAUCUUGGCAGCUAAGAACUUAUCAAAUUUCUUAUUGGCUAUUUUCGAUGUACAUUUGCAUUUCUGUUUCAUUGUUGUCUUUCUUGGGAUAUUCAUCUCUCCAUUCUGCAUGCUCAGAAGUCCGAAAGACUUUUGGCUCGCAGCGUUUUGCUCAGCCAUUUCAAGUAUCACGGCUGCAACCAUAAUAGUUGUUGGAUCUUUUCAUGAUUCUCCAGCUUGUUCAUCUCACGCUGAGCAUGAGAGCUUCAAUCUCAAGAAUAUGUUACUCGGAUACGGAACUAUUGUCUUCGCUUAUGGGGGGCACGCAGCAUUUCCAACAAUCCAACACGAUAUGAUAAAGCCGUUCCGGUUCAACCGCUCAAUGAUCUUCAGUUAUGCUAUUCUGACCGUUGUUUAUCUAUUGGUUGGCAUUUCUGGAUACUUCGUGUACGGAAACAGCAUGAGAGAUACUAUUGUCCCAUCUCUACAAGUAACAUGGAUGUCCCAAGCUGUUAACAUUAUGAUCACUCUUCAUGUUCUCCCUACAAUAAUCAUCAUUUUCUCGCCUAUUGCUCAGCAAUUUGAAGACUGGACUAGAGUCCCACAUGACUUCUCCUACAAAAGAGUUCUUGCAAGAUCUUUCAUCCUCUGCAUGGUGGUGUUUGUAGGUCUAUCAAUCCCAGACUUUGGAGUGUUUCUGGAUUUGGUCGGAGCAACAACCAUGUCUCUUAUGAGUAUGAUUCUGCCUAGCAUUUUCUUCUUAUAUCUGAAGGCUUCUCAAAUAAAAAGAGAAGCUUUGUUGAAAGAAAAGAAACUUUCUUUAGAUGCUCCUGAUGACUGUAGAGCAACAAUUAAAGACAUAAUGAAGUAUAUCCCAAAGUCACUCCUUAUUCUAUCUGUGAUAUCGUUAGCAUUUGGAAUUAUUGGGGGUUUGGCCGGAACUGUUGCCGCAUUGACAACUCUAUUAACAUCAAGUGAGGUGGCGACCCCAUGUUAUAUCACUUGGUUCCGGGAAGGAAUCAGUUUUGAGAGAACCAUAGCUGGAGCUGUUAAUUGCUGUGGUGGAUUUAGAAAUGUUACAGUGUUCGGUUAUGAUCCUGCCGGCUAUUGCUCAAUCUAA
Messenger RNA from Auanema sp. JU1783, 1503 nucleotides. The record is from the annotation of a GenBank genome assembly. NCBI's taxonomy places the organism in Eukaryota, Metazoa, Nematoda, Chromadorea, Rhabditida, Rhabditidae.